Messenger RNA from Penicillium salamii, 1968 nucleotides. The record is from the annotation of a GenBank genome assembly. NCBI's taxonomy places the organism in Eukaryota, Fungi, Ascomycota, Eurotiomycetes, Eurotiales, Aspergillaceae.
AUGAAGCGCAAGACAGAUUCACGGGGCUCCAUGGAUGGCAAUGCCAUGCCAGAGUCCAAGAAAAGAGCCCUGUCUAGUGAGGAGGCUGCUUCCCGCUUCCGCGACGGUCUAUUUGACGUUGCCGAACAGCAGAAGUACACCGGCGAAUACGCCAAGUCGUCUCCCUACUUGCACGGCGUCAUCCACCCCCUAAUUGAACCUACCCUCCUCCGCUCCGUUCGCGAUGAGAUUGAAACCCAAGUGUCCUUCACCGAGAAGGAAACUGAUAUCUACAAGAUCUUCCAGUCGGGCGAUCUCGCCAACCUCGACGGCUUGGACGAUUCUUCUCUAUCCAAGCUCCCAUCUGUGUUGAAGCUUCGCGAUGCGAUGUACUCGGCCCGAUUCCGCGAGUACCUUUCCUCCGUAACUGGCUCCGGCAAGCUCAGUGGACAGAAGACCGACAUGGCAAUCAACGUGUACACUGAGGGAUGUCAUCUGCUUUGUCACGACGACGUUAUUGGUAGCCGUCGCCUCAGUUAUAUUCUUUACCUCACCGAUCCCGAUACACCCUGGCAAGCCGAGUGGGGUGGUGCGCUGCGCCUGUUCCCGACAACCACCCAGAAGGAUGCGAAUGGCGAGGACGUCAAGAUUCCCAGCCCGGACUACAGCUUGUCCAUCCCGCCCGCCUUCAACCAACUCAGCUUCUUCACCGUUCAGCCUGGUGAAAGUUUCCAUGACGUCGAGGAGGUGUACCACCCGCGCGAGGACGAGGACAAGUCCAAGAAGCGCGUGCGCAUGGCCAUCAGUGGCUGGUUCCACAUCCCCCAAGAAGGUGAGGAUGGAUACGAGGAGGGACUGGAAGAGAAGCUGGCCGAACGCAGCAGUCUGGCCCAACUCCAGGGCCGCGGUGAUAUCUAUGAUCUACCCCAGCCCCAACCCGUCUCCUGGGAAGAACCCGAAGUCGAAGGGAAGGGUAAGGCUAAGGCCGAAGAGCAAGCCGAGGGAGAAUUCGAUGCGUCCGAACUCGAUUUCCUGGUCCGGUACAUUGCGCCCUCGUACCUGACUCCUGAUAUCGCCGAGGAGAUGUCCGAUGCAUUCUCUGCCGAGUCCUCGCUCAGCCUGGAACGCUUCAUGAACGACAAGUUUGCUUCGCGCAUGAGUGCAUACAUUGAGGAACAGGAGAGACAGGCCCUUCCUGCUACCGCUGAUGAGAUUCAAAAGCAGCGUGGAUGGACUGUCGCUCGCCCUCCCCACAAGCACAGAUAUCUUUACCAGCACGCCUCCGGUAAAGAGGAGUCAGAGAACCCAAUCCAGGAGCUUAUGAAUGUUCUGUUCCCCUCACAGGCUUUCCGUAAGUGGCUCGGCCUCAUUACUGGUAUUGACCACCUCACCAGCCAUGAUCUGAUGGCGCGACGAUUCCGCCGUGGAGCGGACUACACCCUUGCUAGUGCCUAUGAGGGCGAAGAGCCUCGCCUUGAGUUCACUCUGUGCCUCACUCCCAGCCAGGGCUGGGAGAAGCAGGAAGAAGAGGAAGAGGAAGAUGAGAUGGACGAGGAUAACGAAAAUGGAGAGGCCAGGGAAUCAUCUUCCAAGGCACCCGAGCCAAAGGAAAAGACCAACGAUGAGGCCGUCGAGGGACCUGCCCUUGGUGGCUAUGAGAUUUACAUGGCUGGCGACGAGGAAGAAGAGGAAGAAGAAGAUCCGGAGAAUGCUGACCAGGUCCUCGGUCAGAAGAAGACCAAGGCCGAUCCCGCCAUCUACCGAUCUGCUGGCGCAGAUGAGGACGACGGCAUUCUGUUCAGCACACAGGCCGGCUGGAACCGCCUCAGCAUUGUGUUGCGUGACAGCGGUACACUUAAGUUCGUCAAGUACGUCAGUGCGGCAGCUAAGGGCGACCGGUGGGAUAUCACUGGUGAGGUUGAUGUUGAGUUCGAGGAUGGUGACGAUGAGGAUGACGAUGAAGAGGGCGAGGAUGAAGAUGAGGAAUAA